This is a messenger RNA of Talpa occidentalis (Iberian mole), 1245 nucleotides long. It is a transcript of the gene SERPINA12, whose product is annotated as serpin family A member 12. Lineage: Eukaryota; Metazoa; Chordata; Mammalia; Eulipotyphla; Talpidae. The transcript is spliced from 4 exons. The coding region runs from base 1 to 1245 and encodes 414 amino acids. The record is from RefSeq and is a predicted model, not a curated record. Gene Ontology annotation, biological process: negative regulation of endopeptidase activity. Gene Ontology annotation, molecular function: serine-type endopeptidase inhibitor activity.
AUGAACCCCAUGCUGGGCCUGGGCCUGCUUCUGGCUGGCCUCCUCCCUGUAGAAGGCCUUCUGAAUCCCAGCUUCUCUCCAAAGAAUCGUGGAAUUGUAAGCCAGUUCUCAGCAUGGAAGAGCAGGAGGACGUCCCAGGAGCUUGCCAAGCGGAACACGGAGUUUGGCUUCAAUCUGUUCAAGAAACUGGCCUCCGACAAGCCCAAUAAGAACAUCUUCUUCUCCCCCUUGAGUAUCUCUACAGCCUUCUCCAUGCUGAGUCUGGGUGCCCAGGACUCCACCCUGGGAGAGAUCAAACAAGGAUUCAAUUUCAGGGCUAUGCCAGAGGAAGACCUUCAUGAAGGUUUCCGUAACCUCAUCCCCAGGCUGAACCAGGGGAACCAGAAUCUGGACCUGGGCCUGGAGAAUGCCUUGUUCAUCGACCAGAAGGUGAAGCUAGAGCAGAAGUUUUUGAAAAAUAUCAAGAAAAUGUACAAUGCAGACACCAUCCCCACUGAUUUCCAUAACUUGGAAAAUGCGCGACAACAGGUCAAUGACUACGUCAGCGAGAAAACCCACGGGAAGAUCGAGGACCUGAUCAACAGCAUAGCCCCUGGCACUGUGAUGCUUCUGGUAAAUUGCAUUUUCUUUCGAGCCAGGUGGCAACAGGAGUUUGAUCCAAAAGAAACGAAAGAGGAAGAUUUCCUAAUGGAUGGAAACAGGACGGCGAAGGUGCCCAUGAUGUUCCACGGGGGCAUGUACGAGGUGGGCCGUGAUGACGAGCUCGCCUGCACCGUCCUGGAGAUGCCCUACCAGGGCAACGUCACGGCCACCUUCAUCCUCCCAGACGAGGGCAAAAUGCAGACUGUGGAGAAGGCCUUGAAGAGGGACACUUUUGCCAGAUGGAAAAAUUUGAUCACACGAAGGGUCGCCGACGUGUCCAUGCCCAAGUUCUCCAUCACUGGCACCUACGACCUGAAGAAGAUGCUGUCCUACCUGGGCGUCAGCAAGGUCUUCGAGGCACACGGGGACCUCACCAGGAUCUCCCCGGAUCACAACCUGAAAGUGAGCGAGGCCGUGCACAAGGCCACCAUGAGGAUGGACGAGAAGGGCACAGAGGCGGCCGCGGGCUCCGGCGCGCAGACGCUGCCCAUGGAGAAGCCGCUGGCUGUCAAGAUGAACAGGCCCUUCCUGCUGGUGAUCAAGGAAAAGACCACGUCCUCCCUGCUCUUCCUGGGCAAGAUCACGGAUCCCGCCGGCGAGUAA